Molecule: messenger RNA, 1536 nt
Organism: Homalodisca vitripennis (glassy-winged sharpshooter)
Lineage: Eukaryota; Metazoa; Arthropoda; Insecta; Hemiptera; Cicadellidae
Exons: 2
Coding region: 1-1536 (511 amino acids)
Source: RefSeq, a predicted model, not a curated record
AUGGUGUUCCACUCGAUACCUGCACUGCCGCUAUUGACCUGUGAGUGUGAGGUUACGGUGUUCCACUCGCUACCUGCGCUGCCGAUAUCGACCUGUGAAUGUGAGAUUAUGGUGUUCCACUCGCUACCUGAACUGCUACUAUUGACCUGUGAAUGUGAGGUUACGGUGUUCCACUCACUACCUGCACUGCCACUAUUGACCUGUGAAUAUGAGUUUACGGUGUUCCACUCGCUACCUGCACUGCCGAUAUCGACCUGUGAAUGUGAGAUUAUGGUGUUCCACUCGAUACCUGCACUGCCGCUAUUGACCUGUGAGUGUGAGGUUACGGUGUUCCGCUCGCUACCUGCGCUGCCGUUAUCGACUCGUGAAUGUGAGGUUACGGUGUUCCACUCGCUACCUGCACUGCCACUAUUGAUCCGUGAAUGUGAGGUUACAGUGUUCCACUCGCUAACUGCACUGCCGCAUCGACCUGUGAAUGUGUUCCACUCGCUACCUGCAUUGCCACUAUCGACCUGUGAAUGUGAGUUUACGGUGUUCCACUCGCUACCUACACUGCCGCUAUCGACCCGUAAAUGUAAGGUAACGGUGUUACACUCGCUACCUGCACUGCCGUUAACGACCUGUGAAUGUGAGGUUACGGUGUUCCACUCGCUACCUGCACUGCCGUUAUCGACCCGUGAAUGUGAGGUCACGGUGUUCCACUCGCUACCUGCACUGCCACUAUUGACUUGUGAAGGUGAGGUUACGGUGUUCCACUCGCUACCUGCACUGCCACUAAUGACCCGUGAAUGUGAGGUUACAGUGUUCCACUCGCUACCUUCACUGUCACUAUCGACCUGUGAAUGUGAGGUUACGGUGUUCCACUCGCUACCUGCUCUGCCACUAUUGACCCGUGAAUGUGAGGUUACGGUGUUCCAAUUGCUACCUGCACUGCCGUUAUCGACCUGUGAAUGUGAGGUUAAGGUGUUCCACUCGCUACCUGCACUGCCACUAUCGACCUGUGAAGGUGGGGUUACGGUGUUUCACUCGAUACCUGCACUGCCGCUAUCGACCUGUGAGUGUGAGUUUAUGGUGUUCCAUUUGCUACCUGCACUGCCGUUAUCGACCCGUGAAUGUGAGGUUACGGAGUUCCACUCGCUACCUGUACUGCCACUUUUGACCUGUGAAUGUGAGGUUAAGGUGUUCCACUCGCUACCUGCACUGCCACUAUCGACCUGUGAAGGUGGGGUUACGGUGUUUCACUCGAUACCUGCACUGCCGCUAUCGACCUGUGAGUGUGAGGUUACGGUGUUCCACUCGCUACCUGCACUGCUGUUAUCGACCCGUGAAUGUGAGGUUACGGUGUUCCACUCGCUACCUGUACUGCCACUUUUGACCUGUGAAGGUGAGGUUACGGUGUUCCACUCGCUAACUGCACUGCCGCAUCGACCUGUGAAUAUGAGUUUACGGUGUUCCACUCGCUACCUGCACUGCCGAUAUCGACCUGUGAAUGUGAGAUUAUGGUGUUCCACUCGCUACCUGAACUGCUACUAUUGA